Molecule: messenger RNA, 1849 nt
Organism: Aspergillus welwitschiae
Lineage: Eukaryota; Fungi; Ascomycota; Eurotiomycetes; Eurotiales; Aspergillaceae
Product: INSIG family protein
Exons: 2
Coding region: 326-1372 (348 amino acids)
Biological process (GO): sterol biosynthetic process
Cellular component (GO): endoplasmic reticulum
Source: RefSeq, a predicted model, not a curated record
UUUGGCUGUCUGUGUGCUUGCAGUUCCGGCACGCUCUGGCCUUUCCCUUCUCCUCUCGUCUCUCCCCCCACCUCGGGCACGCUCCUUUCACGCAGACAGGACAAUUGUUCGAAAGGAGUCGACCUGCCGAUAUUUAACCGCGGGUGGACUGACGGCUGAUCUUGCUGGAGCCGGUGGAUCACGAUAUCUGGUUACAGUGUCGACUUGAAGAUUUCCCGCGCCUGAGCCAAAUAACCACUGCCUCCUUCACGUCUCUCGCUCUGUCUUCUAUAGCUUCCCUCUCCCCCUAGCCCCCUGGAUAUCUGGAAUCAACGUCCCGCCUGCCAUGUCUGACGAGCCUACGAUCCUUCGCCCGCGUCCGCGACGUGUGUUCGAUCUCACGCCUGAAGAGCCCUCUACCCCAGUCGAACCCGCCAACCCAGACCUGCUCGUCCCUAAAGAUGCCGGCUCUACCAGCGUCAGCCGCAAUGCUUCGAUCAUGAACUUGACCUCGUCGACGCUGUACGGUAUUUACUCUCCUACCGCAUUCGACAGUUCUCGUGACGACUCGAGUCCCUGGGGCACGGAAGCCCAUACGCCUCAAUCAGGAAGCCCGAGGAUCCAGUCUGAAGCUCCAGCACCAGGGAAACUUCGGCGGACACGAUCACGGCUUAGCCACGGCCUGUUUCGAGGCGUCAUCCUUCCGCAAGCGCUGAAGAGCGCUUUCCUCUUGGGCUUUGGUGUUGUUUAUGGAGUCAUUACAAUUCACCUGCAUGAAAACCAUUGGAUUACCCCGGUGAAGUUGGAGAAUACACAUUACUACGGAUCAUGGCAGUAUCUUGCUUUCUGGGGUGUGGCCGGCGCCGUUUUGGGCAAUAUUCUUCCUUGGUUCGACCAGUUCUCAGAUGAAAUCAUUGGCAGCCCUAAGCAGGCAAAAGGGUCAAGCGACCCCGAGACUGCAGACCGUACUCUCUCAUGGGUUUCAGUGGUUCGCAGCGUUGGCGCGUUUGUGGGAAUUGCAUUUGCCAUGCGCCGACUUCCCUGGGAAUCUACAACUCAAGCGUCACUUACCCUCGCGCUCGUGAACCCCGUACUCUGGUACCUCAUCGACCGCACACGGACCGGCUUCGUCUUAUCGACCGUUGUUGGAUUGGCCGGCAUGGGAAUAAUAUUGGGACUCAAGCCUGACUUAAUUCCGUCUGCAGAGACUUCGGCUUUUGCAGCAAGCAAAUUCGAUGUCACCGGAUGGGGAUAUGGGCUGGCUGUUGAGAUGUCACAGGAAAGCAUAGCAGUAAGGACUUGGGUUGCCAGCGUUCUUUUCUGCGCAUGUGUAUGCUUUGGAAACAUUGGCCGGCAGCUUGCCAUUGGAGUCCAGCGCGAGUCGCUCAAGUGAAGCGAGAACAGGAUCGUACCCUUUUCAUCCCAUCAUUCAGUUAACACGGGGCAUUUUGUAUACCCUAGCACUCCACUUCUUAUAAUGCAGAAAUCCUCCUUCCUUUGGCCUUGUGCAGUUUCUCAGAGACAAGUCUGUUACUAGAUAGAUGAUCCGUUAGGCCAGAAGCCAUGGCGACGAGAUUAUGGAAAUGACUACGAACUCCGAAUACACGAAGUGACAAUAAUAUUAGUUAGAUAGUUAAGCAGAGAUUGUAGAAUCAAUCAUUGCAGUCCCUUCCACCGAACCUAAGUUCAAGUCAGACACUGCACCCAAGAUCGAUACUCUGCCAGAGGCAGUUUCUCUCCAUUCUGUAUGACGAUUUCCGUACUUCAUCGGCUAUACAGACCCAGUAGGGAAAGAUAUCCUCGCAGGAACGCUUUUUGAAGAAUGUUGAUUUUGCGUUGUUCAUGUGGAAGAAAAGAAAAAAGAAAAUCA